Truncatella angustata is the source of this 1709-nucleotide messenger RNA. RefSeq names its product cyclin-like protein. Gene Ontology annotation, cellular component: nucleus; cyclin/CDK positive transcription elongation factor complex. Gene Ontology annotation, biological process: regulation of transcription by RNA polymerase II; positive regulation of DNA-templated transcription, elongation. The record is from RefSeq and is a predicted model, not a curated record. Gene Ontology annotation, molecular function: cyclin-dependent protein serine/threonine kinase activator activity. The transcript is spliced from 3 exons. NCBI's taxonomy places the organism in Eukaryota, Fungi, Ascomycota, Sordariomycetes, Amphisphaeriales, Sporocadaceae. Bases 128 to 1462 code for a protein of 444 amino acids.
UUGGAGAGCGGCUCCAACUCCAUGGAGCCCUCCAUCAUCUAGCUCCAGCAUCAGUCCUCUGCAGCUAGAUCAUGACAGCGAUUUUGAAGGUUUCGAUUCGAGCCGCCUUCAUCAACAAAUCUCUGACAUGACGAACCCCACGGACCAGGCCGUUCAAAACGGCAACACUGAAUCUGCUGGUUCACAGAAUGGUCACCUCCGCAACUCACGUGCAGUUGGCCCUCUACCUCAUCCUGGCCGCGUCUUCACCAGCCAGCAAUACUUGUGUGAGGAGUGGAUCAAUCGACAGGUGCUUCUGAUGUUCAGCGAUCCUGGCAAUGAAAUCCGCGAGCGUUUUGACGGUAUCGAUAUGAUCGACAAUCUAGUUGAUGUUUUGCAGCUUCCAAUUAAGACUUUCGAUACUGCAUGCACCUUCUUUCACAGACUACGACUUAAGCAUGGCGAGAACAAGUUCCUCGGCCAGGAUGCCGCCAUCGCUUGUCUCUUUGUCGCUUGCAAAGCUGAAGACACUCUCAAGAAGUCGCGUGAGAUCAUUUGUGCCAACUACAACAUGAAGCAGGCCAUCUCCAAGACCGAUCAUCUUGCUCCACGAACUCCUGACGAUGUUAUGUUUGAGAAGCCUGCCGUUCUCAUCCAAGGCCUGGAGCGUCUGGUACUCGAGGCCAUCGGUUUUGACUUUCGUUGUCGCUAUCCCCAGAAGUACAUGAUCAAGCUUUUUAAGAUUGUGCUUUCGAAGGAAGAGGCACAGCAUGUCUAUUCCGUGGCUCUUGAUAUGUCAUACGACUUGUACAAGACCUACAAUCCCCUCAAGAACACAAACUUCGGCAUGGCUCACGCCCUCGUGGAGCUAUCUUCACGACUCACUGGCGAGCACCUCGACAAGAUCAUGCAGCUCGAUAUCACACGCUUCAGCACACCCCGCAUGCGAAUUCGCCAAGGCAUGCUGGACUUGCUUGAUCUGUACACUAAGCAUCACAGCAAGACCAAGCUCGGCGCCAGAAUUGAUCUUGAUACCUUCAUACGAGUCAAGAUUGAUAUCAACAAGGAGAUCGAGGAGGCUGGUCGAGAUGCCCUGCCUCGCUGCCCCUGGCCCCUUCCCCCCAACGAGGACCUACAUGCUGCUCCUGUCCCUCCCAACCAGAAGGGUGUCACUAACCGUUUCGUCUUCGACGUCGAUGAGGCACGUCGCGAGCAGGGCAUUGUCAGGCAGUAUUUGGAGGAUGAAUACGAAGAGGUUGAGGUCGAGGUGGAGGAGGAGAUUGGCGAGAUCAUUCCCGAUCGUCCCCGUGACCGCCGCGGACAUGGUCAUGAGACCCAUGGCCAUGGCGGCAAUCGUGGUGGCCAUGGUCAUGGUCACGGUCAUGGAGGCCGACACGGUGAUGAUGGUGGAUGGGCCCGUGGUGGUCGUCGCCAGAACGAUCGUCGCCGUCGCGGUGGUCGUGGCGGCGGUGGUGGCUGGUAGACCAGUUGUCUCAUUUCUCAUGCAUAAUACGGCGUUUGGAAGGAUGAUACCCCCACAUUGCAUAUACUGGUUUGAAUGGCUAUAUAGCUAGUUCUAGGAACAAACAAAGCUUGACCAUUAAUACGGGACUUCUUCAUGCGAUAUACUGCGAACGUACUGCUAAUACUUAGUUCCCUGUAGGAACCGACAGAAAACCAUAUCAUCGAACCGUGUGAUUGAAACCUGCAUGUGUGCUGCAAUACAAGAU